Messenger RNA from Canis lupus familiaris (dog), 6799 nucleotides. RefSeq names its product integrin subunit alpha V (gene ITGAV). NCBI's taxonomy places the organism in Eukaryota, Metazoa, Chordata, Mammalia, Carnivora, Canidae. Gene Ontology annotation, molecular function: integrin binding. Bases 1 to 3126 code for a protein of 1041 amino acids. The record is from RefSeq and is a predicted model, not a curated record. Gene Ontology annotation, biological process: angiogenesis; cell adhesion mediated by integrin; cell-cell adhesion. The transcript is spliced from 31 exons. Gene Ontology annotation, cellular component: integrin complex; external side of plasma membrane.
AUGGAGGACCUGGUGCCGCUGCCGCUGCUGCUGCUGCUGCCGCUCGGCCUCCUGCCGCGCCCGGGCCGCGCCUUCAACCUGGACGCGGACGGCGCCGCCGAGUUCGCCGGGCCCCGCGGCAGCUACUUCGGCUUCGCCGUCGACUUCUUCGUGCCCAGCGCGUCCUCCAGGAUGUUUCUCCUGGUGGGAGCGCCCAAAGCGAACACCACCCAGCCUGGGAUUGUGGAAGGAGGACAAGUCCUCAAGUGUGACUGGUCUGCUCACCGCGGGUGCCAGCCAAUUGAAUUUGACGCAACAGGCAAUAGAGAUUAUGCCAAGGAUGAUCCAUUGGAGUUCAAGUCUCACCAGUGGUUUGGAGCAUCUGUGAGAUCGAAACAGGAUAAGAUCUUGGCCUGCGCCCCGCUGUACCACUGGAGGACUGAAAUGAAACAGGAGAGAGAGCCCGUGGGAACCUGCUUUCUUCAGGACGGAGCGAAGACUGUGGAGUACGCUCCGUGCAGAUCAAAAAAUAUUGAUGCUGAUGGACAGGGAUUUUGUCAAGGAGGAUUCAGCAUUGAUUUUACCAAAGCUGACAGAGUACUUCUUGGUGGUCCUGGUAGUUUUUAUUGGCAAGGUCAGCUCAUUUCAGAUCAAGUGGCAGAAAUCGUAUCUAAAUAUGACCCCAAAGUUUACAGCAUCAAGUAUAAUAACCAGUUAGCAACUCGGACGGCUCAAGCUAUUUUUGAUGACAGUUAUUUGGGUUAUUCCGUGGCUGUCGGAGAUUUUAACGGCGAUGGCGUAGAUGACUUUGUUUCAGGUGUCCCGAGAGCGGCGAGGACUUUGGGAAUGGUUUAUAUUUAUGAUGGGAAAAACAUGUCGUCCUUGCACAACUUCACCGGUGACCAGAUGGCUGCAUAUUUUGGAUUUUCUGUUGCUGCCACUGACAUUAAUGGGGAUGAUUACGCAGAUGUGUUCAUCGGAGCGCCUCUCUUCAUGGAUCGUGGUUCUGACGGCAAACUCCAAGAGGUGGGGCAGGUUUCCGUGUCUCUGCAGAGAGCUUCGGGAGACUUCCAGACGACCAAGCUGAACGGGUUUGAGGUCUUUGCCAGGUUCGGCAGUGCCAUCGCCCCUCUGGGCGACCUGGACCAGGAUGGCUUCAAUGAUAUUGCGAUUGCUGCACCGUAUGGGGGUGAAGAUCAGAAGGGACUUGUUUAUAUUUUCAAUGGAAGACUAACAGGCUUGAACGCAGUCCCAUCUCAAAUCCUGGAAGGGAAGUGGGCUGCUCGGAGCAUGCCGCCCAGCUUCGGCUACUCAAUGAAAGGAGCCACGGACAUAGACAGAAAUGGAUAUCCAGACUUAAUUGUAGGCGCUUUUGGUGUAGAUAGAGCUGUGUUAUACAGAGCCAGACCAGUUAUAACCGUCAAUGCUGGCCUUGAAGUAUACCCUAGCAUUUUAAAUCAAGACAAUAAAACCUGCCCACUCCCUGGGACAGAGCUCAAAGUUUCCUGUUUUAAUGUCAAGUUCUGUUUAAAGGCAGAUGGCAAAGGAGCACUUCCCACGAAGCUUAACUUCCAGGUGGAGCUUCUUUUGGAUAAACUCAAGCAAAAAGGAGCAAUUCGACGAGCACUGUUUCUCCAUAACCGGUCUCCAGGUCACUCUAAGAACAUGACUAUUUCAAGGGGAGGACAGAUGCAGUGUGAGGAACUAGUAGCUUAUCUGCGGGAUGAAUCUGAAUUCAGAGACAAACUCACCCCGAUUACUGUUUUUAUGGAGUACCGGUUGGAUUACAGAACGGCUGCGGAUGCGACAGGCUUGCAGCCCAUUCUUAACCAGUUCACUCCGGCCAACGUCAGUCGACAGGCCCAUAUUCUGCUAGACUGCGGUGAGGACAACAUCUGCAAACCCAAAUUGGAGGUUUCCGUAGAUAGUGAUCAAAAGAAGAUCUACAUCGGGGACGACAAUCCUCUGACCCUGAUCGUCAAGGCCCAGAAUCAAGGAGAAGGUGCCUACGAAGCUGAGCUCAUCGUGUCCAUCCCCCCGCAGGCUGAUUUCAUCGGGGUCGUCCGCAAUAGCGAAGCCUUAGCGAGACUUUCCUGCGCAUUUAAGACGGAAAACCAAACCCGCCAGGUAGUAUGUGACCUUGGAAACCCAAUGAAGGCUGGAACUCAACUCCUAGCUGGGCUUCGUUUCAGUGUGCACCAGCAAUCAGAGAUGGAUACUUCCGUGAAAUUCGACUUACAAAUCCAAAGCUCCAAUCUCUUUGACAAAGUAAGCCCAGUUGUGUCUUACAAAGUUGACCUCGCUGUCUUAGCUGCUGUUGAGAUAAGAGGAGUCUCCAGUCCUGAUCAUAUCUUUCUUCCAAUUCCAAACUGGGAGCAUAAGGAGAACCCUGAGACUGAAGAAGAUGUUGGGCCAGUUGUUCAGCACAUCUAUGAGCUGAGAAACAACGGCCCAAGUUCAUUCAGCAAGGCAAUGCUAAAUCUUCAGUGGCCUUACAAAUAUAACAAUAACACUUUGUUAUACAUCCUUCAAUAUGAUAUUGAUGGGCCAAUGAACUGCACUUCGGAUAUGGAGAUCAACCCUUUGAGAAUUAAGAUCUCAAAUUCGCAAACCGAAAAGAAUGACACCGUUGCUGGGCAAGGUGACCGGAACCAUGUCAUCACCAAGCGGGAUCUCACCCUCCGUGAAGGAGACGUUCACACUUUGGGUUGUGGCAUUGCUGAGUGCCUGAAGAUCGUCUGCCAGGUUGGACGGCUGGACCGAGGAAAGAGUGCCAUCUUGUAUGUGAAGUCCCUGCUGUGGACGGAGACCUUUAUGAACAAAGAAAACCAGAACCAUUCAUAUUCUCUGAAGUCAUCUGCUUCUUUCAAUGUCAUUGAAUUUCCUUAUAAGAACCUUCCAAUUGAGGAUAUCUUCAACUCCACAUUAGUUACCACUAACGUCACCUGGGGCAUCCAGCCCGCACCCAUGCCCGUGCCCGUGUGGGUGAUCAUUUUAGCGGUGCUGGCGGGAUUGCUGUUGCUGGCUGUCCUGGUGUUUGUGAUGCACAGGAUGGGCUUUUUUAAACGUGUCCGGCCACCGCAGGAAGAGCAAGAAAGGGAACAGCUUCAACCUCAUGAAAAUGGCGAAGGAAACUCAGAAACUUAACGGUCAUUUUUAAGUCAUGCUACGCUCUGACCCGUCAGAGUUUCCGACUUCAUCAUAGGUUUCAGUUUCCUUUGCGAGGAAUAAAAAUUCCAAGACUGUACUGCUGACGGUGCCCGUUGGUGUUAACCACACAACAAGGGCAAUGGGUGUCAACUUUUUUGUCAUUACUAAGUUCAAACGUACGUGUAAUACACACCACUGACUUGCGUUUUUAGGUAUUUAAAUAAUGAAAUUUUAAGCAAUAGUCGUUCUUCAAUGUACAUAAGACAAGGAGCACCUGAGUUACCACUUUCUAUAAGAUAGGACCUCCUACGAUGAUUAUUUCUGAUUUUGUGUGAUUUUGUGUGUUGUUGCUUUUGUGGUUUUAAGGCAAUCCAUAUUUGGACCUUAGGAGCCACAUCUUUUGUACAGGAGCUUACUGUUAAUACACAUUACACUACAGUUGAGUUUUUAAGCUACUAACUUUAUAACUGCAUGAACUUGGAUUUUAAUAUUACCUGUGUCGUAGAACUUUAAAAAAAAAAAAAGCAUGAUCCAUCCAGGUUCUUUCCUGUAAUAGCAAAGGUAUAGUAUUUUAAUAUGAAAGUUGGGUACAUGCUAUUGUGUUUUUAUUUUUGUUUAAUCCACUCCAUUUCCUUACAUUUCAGUUUGUAUACGUUUAGGUUCUAUUUCAAAUCCUUUAAGCCAACCUAUACUAAAAAUUCUAUGAUCAAAAAUGCCUCUUUUGUGUAAUAGUUUUAAUUUCCGCUACUCAUCAUCAUGCUUAAAGCCAUAUGCGUUUGGAAAUCAUUUCUGAAGUACAGAAAUUCCAUUGUAUUAGUCUGGCUAUCUGCAAUACAAAAAAAAAAUAUAUAUAUAUAUAUAUCAUUUAAGUUAAAAGACUGUAGUUCUUUGAUAGACUUGCUUAUUAAUCGUACGCUCUUAGAGCAAGAAUUUUGAGUCUAGAUUAAUUUAUUUUCUUCCUAUAUAUGUAAUCUUCCUUAUUAUCUCUAAAACUUUACUGAGAAUGGGUUAAGAUCAAUGAAGAAUCUUUAUAAUGUGCAGGAACCUGCACCCGACCUCCAACCCCAUGAGAAAUGCGUGGAAUUGAAAUUCUUAAAGUAGCUUGCUGGUUUGCUUCCGGCAAUAAUAGCAUGAUGCUCACACGGACAUUACCUUAGCUUAGCAAGGGUAUCAUCUGUAAAACCAGUCUCAGCUACCAAAAUAACGUAGAGUAGUGACUUUUAUAAGCAAUACAAGUUAUUGGGAGCCUUUUAAAACUUUUAUAGUUUUAUUAACAUAAAUUACUUUUUUAGAAUUUUUAUAUAACAGCUGCACAGGUAGCACAUUGUAAUUUUAUCUGCCUGGAGGGUGAUGAUUCUUCUAGAGGAAUAAUGUGAUUUAGUCACAGUUCCUCAAGGUCUGGGAACGACUAUUAAUUAUACCUAUUUUUGUGCAAUUACAUCAUGUUGUGCUUUAGAAAUUGAGAGUUUAAUAGGUUUUUAACUGCUGUCCUCAUUAGGCAAGGAUAAAUAUUUCCCUUAAAUAAUUGAAUAUUUUUCUAUGAUUUAAAAAUAAUUGAAAUUUAUCGUGCCAUGUCUUGUGUUCGAAUUCCUCACACAAGGGGCUAAGCUAGAAUAUAUUUGUAAAACAGAGGAACGUGAGUUAUAUACGUUAGAACGUGACAAGACCCUGUAUUCAGCUUAGAUGAAUUUCAAAAUUAAUAGAUUUUGUAGCAUAGGUUUUGCUAGUAGCUCAAAAGAUCUUAGUCAUAUGCAAUAACUAUUUUUAUUACCAGUAAGUCUAAAGUUUUUUAAGAAAAAAUAUUUUUAUCCUAGGAUCUUCACCAAACAGUCACUAAGUUGACGACUUUCACUUUAUACCUGUUUCCCCACUGAAUGGUAGUCAUCCCUGAAAGUAGAUGUUGGAUAGAAAUCCACUCUUCACAAGAAAUGUUAGUUUGCUUUUGCACGGUCUGUUCCUCCUGUGGCCUGUAGCUCAAGGUAUAAUCAUGUGUGGGAGACUGAAGGAUAUUGGUGUUGGAAGCAUGAUGUUUUAAGUUCCCUUUUAUGAAAUGUAGUUUUGAGCAAUAGUAUUUUCUUUUAAAAAAUGAAAACGUGUAUCUCUACGGAACUAUGGUAGAAGUAUGAUUUGGAAGCUUACACUUCGAGGAAAAUGUUUGGGAAAAAAUGUUGGGAUUAUUUUUACCCCAAAGCAGCAUGUGAACGUAUUUGGUUAAAAACGUCAAGCAACAGUUCUAUGAAAACUUACAAUUUUCAAACAUUUUUAACAUUUUUAAAUACUACUGUGUUUGUGAUUCAUUGAGAUUUAAAAUGCAUUUUGAGUAAAAUUUGAAUAACCUGAUGAGUCUUAAAAAACAGUAUUUAAAGCAUGUAAUAUUGGUAAGAAAUAUUGAUACUCUUGUCAAUUUCUCACGUAGGCAUUUAUUCCAGAAUUGAUAGCUUGAGAGAGGGAUACUCUUUCCCUCUUUGCCCCUUUAUCUUUCUCUUGUAAUGAAUCAUUAUUAUAAUCGUCAUAUAGGUCUUCAUAAUUCCAAAGUGUAAAACAGUUAAAACUUGCGUCCCACAGUCUUACCUGUGUUCUGGAACUACUGCUUCGUAGCGAAUUUUCACCAAUACUUCAUAUAAAGUGAAAAUGUAAGCAUUUGUAGAAGAGACUGCCCUUCUACCGGCUUCCUAAGAGGGCCACGGAAGGUUUGUGACGGUUAGUGAUGGCCCCGAGGGAGAGUUAAGUGGCAAAAGUAGAGCAUAUAAGAGAUCAGCUACUUUUUAUAAGGCGACCUCCGAGGUGAUAGACGGUCCGGUGUCGCGUGCCAACCUCGGAGAAGAGGAAGGCCUUCUUGAAACCCGGGUACGACCUUCACCGAUCUUAAUGUCACUUUGUCUGUACCCUUGGGUGGUUUGUAUGUGCGGUUAGUUUGGUCAACAACAAAUGUGAAAUUCAAAAAUUGAUUAUAGGCUCAAAAAAGGCAAAAAUAAAUAAAUAAAUAAAUAAAUAAAUAAAUAAAUAAAUAAAUAAAUAAAUAAAUAGAUAAAUAGAUAAAUAGAUAAAUAACCUAAUGCUCAGUGUUUUGGAGACCAGCCCUUUUACCUUGUCGGUCAGCUAGCUUGAACAACACACCCCAGGCCUCUACGCUUGUAUUUCAUUGCGAUUUCUGAUUUGUAAUGAACUUCUUGGGGGAGGCGUCAAGUCCUUGAUUUCUGUUGUCAUUGUUCUCAAGUGCAAUAUAACAAUAUAACCAAACCUCGUGCAUUUUCAGAGUCGCUGUUAACGUAGUAAACCUAAACUAAACAGAUUCAUUAAAAUUUUGGUUCGUAGGAAGGAGUGAUUCUGCUAUGGAUGAACGAAUGAAGUUACUUACCCCUAAGAGGUGCGUUCUACGCUUUAUUCCAGGGCAUGAACUAUUACCUACUAGUUUUGAAACACUUUUGAAAUAUCUUGAAGUGGCCUGGAAGCUAUAUAUAUAUAUGGAAUUAACUUGCUGCCUAAUAACAUAGAAAGUGGUUUUCUUUGUUUAGCUUCUCUUAUGAUCACCCACAUUGGGUGAGACCUAAAGCGCGCGUCUUCUAAAACUUGUCAUUUGCUGACUUGACUGGAGUUAGUGAAAACCGGUACGGCUUCGUUUCCACUGUGUAGCUUGUGUCUGUUCAAUAAACUUGAGCAUAUGGUGCCA